Trametes versicolor FP-101664 SS1 is the source of this 1368-nucleotide messenger RNA. RefSeq names its product DUF383-domain-containing protein. NCBI's taxonomy places the organism in Eukaryota, Fungi, Basidiomycota, Agaricomycetes, Polyporales, Polyporaceae. Bases 1 to 1299 code for a protein of 432 amino acids. The record is from RefSeq and is a predicted model, not a curated record. The transcript has 8 exons.
AUGUCCGACUCUGCCCAGCUCAAGGAGCUCGUACCGUUCUUGCGCGACAAAAACCCGCAGGUCCGCCAGAUCGCCCUUGCGAAUUUGUUGGGCCAGACGCCCAAGGGCUCGCCCCAUCGGGACAUCUUCUACAGUGGGCUGCGAAGCGGGGGCCUUCAGCAGCCCCAAGAGCCGGAGCUCAUCCGUGAUAUCAAAAUACUAUGCAGAGAUCAGCUGGCAACCGCUCACGAUGCCUUCCGGGCUCUCGUCAAUUUGACGGACAACCCUCUCCUAGUGACCACGCUCUCUGAACCGUCUUUCUUGAAGUUCCUUGUAUCAUACAUUUUGAAUCCCCAAGCAGUCCUCGCGGAUCUCGCAUCAAUGCUCCUCUCAAACCUGAGCGCAACAGCGAGCGUAUGCGUAGCCCUACUAUCCCUCAAGGUGUCUCUCCUUCCGGAUCCCAACUCGCCCAUCAAAUGGUUCCCCGUGGACUCCCGAUGCGGGACCUGUCCCGCACCCGUGCCCUAUCCCUCAGCAGAGCCGAAAGAAGUCCCGGCCUUGCCUCUGCUCAUCGAUGCCUUCGUGAGGGCUGCACCGGGGGUCGAGAUCGCAGAUCGCGCGAAACGAGCCUACCGGGGAGAGUUGCACUUCCUCGCAAGCGUAUUUGCGAACAUGAGCACGAUCCCUGCUGGCCGCGAUUUCUUUUUGACGCCACGCCCAUCCGACCCCUUCGACGAGACUACGGAUCUGGAGUAUCCGCUCGCAAAACUUCUCGCGUUCACCGAGCACAAGGACACGAUCCGGCGCGGGGGCGUCGCAUCAGUAAUCAAAAAUUGCGCCUUCCACACGCCUGCGCAUCGCGCACUCCUGGUAACCGAGGAGGAGAAGGCGACGGUGCCGCCGUCGACGGUCGCGGCGCCGGGAAUAGACAUCCUGCCCUACGUCCUGCUGCCCCUUGCUGGCCCUGAGGAGUUCGAUCUCGAGGAUCAAGAGCUUCUCCCAGCCGCCCUGCAAUUCCUUCCGCCGGACAAGAAGCGUGAGGUUGAUCCCGUCAUCCGGCUGACGCACGUCGAGACGAUGCUCCUGCUGUGCACCACUCGCUGGGGCCGGGACUACCUCCGCACGCACGGGGUAUACGAGGUCGUCCGUGCGCUGCACGAGAACGAAGAGGUCGACAAGAUCUCCGAGGAAGUCGAGCGCCUGGUGAACUACCUCAAGCGGUACGAAGGCCUCCAGACGGCGAAGGACGGAGAGGAACUCAUCAACGCGGCGAAAGUGGAGGAGUCAGACGACGAGGAUUCCAAGAUAGAAGAAGUCUGAGUGUAUCGUUACGGCACCCUGUAGCCUGUAUGCAACUGUAUCCCUAACGCAGACGAGCUUCGAUUUCCC